AUGUUUCCGAUAAACGAACCAGACAAAGUUCGUGAAUCCAACUGUCUUAAAUCGGCCUGCUCGCCAAAAAGUCUACAAGUUUUCGUUGCAACCACAUGGGGAUUUCUGACCAACGUGGAGCGUGCAAUCAUUAUGCCUAGUCUUUGGCUCUACCUAAAAACCGAAUGGGAUGAGGCUGCUGCCAAAAAAUUCUACGCUGCCACUGUCGCAGUAUUCUGCCUUGCCAUCCUAGUUUUCACUCCACUUGUCGGUUACGCUACCUACAAGGGAGUUCGUACGCAGAUAAUCCUGAUUGUUUCAAACCAACUGGAAAUUCUGGGAAAUAUUAUGUAUUUGGUUGGGCGCAGUCCAUGGGCUUUGCUAUUCGGUAGAUUAAUCUCUGGUCUUGGAGCUUGUUGUGACUCGCCGCUUUAUUCUGAUAUGGUCAAGUUGACCAACGAAAGGGAAAGAACUUUCUACGUAAUGAUCAACGUUUACAACGUCCCCGGAUUGUUGAUGGCUUCGCUGUGGGGAGUUCACUGUAUUCUAACACUUCUUGCUUAUCCAGAUAUGGAACGCACAAUCAAUCCGACGCAAACAGCUGACCCUCAGCCAACACUUGCCAGACGACUACAGCGGAUAUUCUACGUUCCACGUGAGCCAAGAAUGAGGAAAGCGGUGACUGAUCAACUCCCCCCGUCCAAGCAACCACCAGGCACAUGGGAACCUGAGCACAACGCAAACUGUUCUCCCUGCUGUGCCAGAGAUCCCCAGUGUCUGCCUUACUUACCUUACUUCAACCUGAGCCUCAUUGCACUUUUUGGAAUCACAUUCUUCAUCUACUAUUGUGUCAUGGGCUUGGAGGCUGUUCUACCUCCAGUGACUGAACAGUUAUAUCAGUGGACUGAGAUCGAAGUGAGUAUUGUCUAUCUAAUCGCAGGCGGUGCUGUCAUUGUCACAUUUCUCAUCUAUCAGUGUAUCACCCAAUGCAUACGGGAUCGCAAAGUUCUCGCUGUCGGUCUGUCUUUGUUGUUUUUCGCCUACCUGGCUUUGUCUUGCCACUUGGCACACAAACCCACCCCGGACAAGUCGAUUGGGAUACCAUUUAUUCUGUUUGCAGUGGCUCUUCACGUGAUUGGUGUGCCGUUGGCGGCUGCCAGUUCCGAAUCGCUGUACACCAAACUCGUCCCCAGAGCAGAUGUGGAACGAGGUCAGACCAUAUUCCGAACUGUGCAGAAUUUGGGAUUUUCCGCCGGUCCUUUCAUUUGUGCGUCGCUUGUUGAUACUCCAUACAUUGCGUUUCUUAUCAUGAUGGUGUUGGUCUAUGUGCCUUUCGUCAUCUUUUGGAUCGAUUAUCACACAUUUCGAAUGACAGAGGACGAAUCGAUGAAAAUCCAAGAUAUCUAA
Molecule: messenger RNA, 1386 nt
Organism: Opisthorchis viverrini
Lineage: Eukaryota; Metazoa; Platyhelminthes; Trematoda; Opisthorchiida; Opisthorchiidae
Exons: 2
Coding region: 1-1386 (461 amino acids)
Biological process (GO): transmembrane transport
Molecular function (GO): transmembrane transporter activity
Source: RefSeq, a predicted model, not a curated record